Williopsis jadinii is the source of this 567-nucleotide messenger RNA. RefSeq lists its product as uncharacterized. Bases 1 to 567 code for a protein of 188 amino acids. NCBI's taxonomy places the organism in Eukaryota, Fungi, Ascomycota, Saccharomycetes, Phaffomycetales, Wickerhamomycetaceae. The transcript has a single exon. The record is from RefSeq and is a predicted model, not a curated record.
AUGAAUACGAGUACUGAGAGGUUGGACUUUGUUUCUAGAAUAGCCUUGUUCCUGAUUGUCAUUUUGAUCAAGUGGAUCUUUGCAAUUAGAUGCCUGAUUAUAUGGGUUACAAAUGGUGUAGAGAGGUCCACUUCCUUCAUUCUUUCAACGGCCUUGCUCCUGCUAAGUGCAUGCCACGAAACAAUACGAAAGUUCUCUAAGGUAUCAUCAUUACACACGCUACCAUAUGAAGCUUUAGAUCGUGCCUUCUGGGCUGGCAAUGGCGAUAUCAUUUGUGUCGAUUCAAGUUUCGUUGUUUUGAAAGAAACCGACAAUGAAAAGUCCUCUGACUUACAGGGAACACAGUAUGCUAAACAGGAACUGCCUUCUAAACCGAUUGAACCUCUACAAACCAACAAACUCGUCCUUACACAGAGUUACAUGGAUGUGCUCAAGCUAUAUAAGGGUGGACACAGUCGACACUUUGUGAAGAGGUCCACACCAAGGGUUACCCCAAACUCAACAACUGACGUUGUUGAUAAAGUACAGCCAUCCGAUGGAUCCAUAGAUAUAUUAUCAUGGUCUUGA